Molecule: messenger RNA, 1043 nt
Organism: Daldinia vernicosa
Lineage: Eukaryota; Fungi; Ascomycota; Sordariomycetes; Xylariales; Hypoxylaceae
Product: DUF1348-domain-containing protein
Exons: 3
Coding region: 272-742 (156 amino acids)
Source: RefSeq, a predicted model, not a curated record
CGUUCUCAAAUCUCGAACCCCGAGAGCGACCGAGCGGGGUCCGGCGCUGUAGACACCGGCACGUAGUCAUUUCCGGUCCUGAAUUUUGACUCUCUGCGUCAUUCAACGGAGCUUAAGUAUGGCGCUUACUGAUAUCAAAUGUCGAUAGUUAUAAAGAGGUAUAAAUAAUAAUAAAAGGAACUUUUAUAAUUCCAAGUCAAUUUAAUAACAACCACUCAUCAAAAACAAUUAAGAAGAGACGAAAAAGCGUAAAGAUAGUAACCUAAGUACUAUGGCCAGCGACAACAAGGGAAAACCUCCGUACCCGCCUUUCACGGCCGAAACUGCUCAUAUCAAAGUGAAGGCCGCUCAAGACGCCUGGAAUACCAAAGACCCGGCAAAAGUAAAACUGGCCUACACGCCAGACUCUAUCUGGCGAAACCGAGGCACCUUCCUUCAAGGCAGAGAUGAAAUCGAGGCCUUCCUAACGAAGAAAUGGGAGCGCGAGCAGGGAUACCGGCUCCGCAAGGAGCUUUUCGCUUUCACCGACAACAAGAUCGCCGUCCAGUUUUGGUACGAGUGGUAUGACGCCGAGGGCCAGUGGUGGCGGACGUACGGGCUCGAGGACUGGACUUUUGCCGAUGACGGGCUGAUGAGGAAACGCCAGAUGAGUGGUAAUGAUGUCAAGAUCACCCACGAAGAGAGAUGGUAUAAGGAUGGUGUAGAUGUGAAUACGGUUCCCAUCUCCGAGAAGCAUUGGUAACUCGGAAGGGCCUCUUGCCCGGGUAGUGGUGUAUAUUCGAGAAGUAUACUGUUGCUGUAUGUAUGGCUUCAAGAAUCAAUGGUUUAGGGACUUUGGUGUAAGCAAUACGUUACCCAUAAGAACCAGUAUAACAGCAAAGCUAUCACUUGCUACAAUGACCAUGCUUGAAGUCUACACGAGAAUUCAUAAUACUAAUGCAGCCAGGAUAGCCAUCAAAGUUAUGGGUGCGUGAGAGAAGCAGGAAAACGUAUAAAGGGGCUCAGGUGGUACUAAUUAAUAACCACUUCCUAUUCCUCGUCGA